This is a messenger RNA of Penicillium antarcticum, 1047 nucleotides long. RefSeq lists its product as uncharacterized. Bases 1 to 1047 code for a protein of 348 amino acids. NCBI's taxonomy places the organism in Eukaryota, Fungi, Ascomycota, Eurotiomycetes, Eurotiales, Aspergillaceae. The record is from RefSeq and is a predicted model, not a curated record. The transcript has a single exon.
AUGGCCAAGCUACAACCACAACAUUGGCUGGGCAAUCUUUCAACACCACAGCAAUGGCGUCAUUUAUUACGAGCGACACUGCGCGAAUGUACCUACCUGCCUGAUCCUGUCGCUCGCACCUACAUGCGAGAACAUGUGCUCUCCAGAUAUCGUGCAGUAUCCUCCCGUCACUCCAAGGCUGGUCCUCAGAUGGUACAUGCGGCACGAAAUGGUCUCUCAGUUUUACAACGCGCAAAUGAAGGCUACUCGCGACCCCUCGAGAAAAUACUCUAUCUAUCAUACGGUCGCACGGGGAAACGGCGACAUGAGAUGCUGGCAGAACUUCUAAAGCCCGAAAACCCCGGAAUCCCAAAUGAUACCCAAGCAGCCAAAGAGCUCAUCUCUGCGCCUCUCAAAUUCCAUGACGGCUGGCAACCUCCAGCUAUCGUGAGGAGCCUAGCCCUCUCUCAUGUGAGAAACCCAGUAAUUACAUCAAGCCGAGUCAGACCUUUGAUCAAGGCUGUAUCACCGCCAAUCCCGAAGCAGGAUAUUUGGGGCAAGGAAUUGGCCCAGUCUCGAAAAGUGAAGAUCCGAAAACAUUGGUAUUUUGCCACGUUGAAUAGCCUGUUGCCGCCAUUGCCAGAAGAGGAUCUCCGCACGCUUGACGGGCUGGUCUCGGGAACCACGCCCUGGGAGCCUGUCAAGAGGAGAAAGGGCGUAAAGUCCGAGGCCAACGCCAGGUCAGAAAGCGCAGUCUUGAAGCUGCUUGUCAAGGGUCCUGAGAAGGAAAAUACCUUUGCAGACUAUGCCAACGGUCGACCCCAUGUUAUCACAGCAAGAUUUAUGCGUCGGCUAUGGAGACGGAUUUCUGCGCUUGUGCCUCGGCAAUCUUGGAAUGAAGUUUCUCAAAAGUGGCGCUUUGAGUGGGAUACGCCAAAGCUGAUCCCAACACUGUCCUAUAGCCUGGACAGUAGGAUCGACUCGGGGGCUUUCUUCGAAGAGCCACCCAAACCCUUCCGGGGGAAUGCAAAGAAACCUGUGCGGGGUGAACAGCCACUCCCACAGUAA